Epinephelus fuscoguttatus (brown-marbled grouper) is the source of this 4747-nucleotide messenger RNA. It is a transcript of the gene hoxa9a, whose product is annotated as homeobox A9a. The transcript is spliced from 2 exons. Gene Ontology annotation, biological process: embryonic skeletal system morphogenesis; proximal/distal pattern formation; DNA-templated transcription. The coding region runs from base 3029 to 3826 and encodes 265 amino acids. The record is from RefSeq and is a predicted model, not a curated record. Gene Ontology annotation, cellular component: nucleus. Lineage: Eukaryota; Metazoa; Chordata; Actinopteri; Perciformes; Serranidae. Gene Ontology annotation, molecular function: RNA polymerase II cis-regulatory region sequence-specific DNA binding; DNA-binding transcription factor activity, RNA polymerase II-specific.
GACUGUCGAGUGGUUUAGGUAGUUUCAUGUUGUUGGGGUCCAUUUCUAACUCUGCAACAUGAAACUGUCUUAAUUGCCCCAGUUCUACACAUCGAAACCAAAAGGAAAGCAAAUCUGGGACAUAAAGAUGAUGGGAUUUGAUGAAAAUUGUGGAGAGGUGUUUUGGAAGCAUGUUCUAAAACCCUGUGGUUUAUACACCAGGGGAGGGGUGACUGGCUGUUGUGUGUAUUCUUAACUUGUCUCCUGUAAUGUUCUUCUUUAGACUUCUCCUACUUGCUUCUCGUCGUUAAGAUAAGACCGCACGGGCAUGUGUGCUGAAUUUAAACGUGAUCAAAGCUGAGCUGCAGUAUAUGCGUCGUGGACUUGGGAUUAAGGGGAAAGCCGUGAGUGUUUUCCGUGAGUAGUAGUGACGCAGACACGCCAGACAAGGCCUCGGUUACGACCACUGCAGUGGAGGGGAAGGGGAAGGUGAAUGGGGCAACAGCGACCUCCGUGGGCAAUGAGACCGGAUGCUUCCGCUGCGCAAUAGUGGCUCAGACAAAAGGAGGGGAAGGGCUUUAUGGCGAUAUUUAGAUCCGCCAGACAGGCUGUUAUCUGCAGAGGCAAAAGAAGUGAAUAGCCCCUGCGGUAAACUGGGUGAAAAAACACCCUGAUUUAGGUUUACAGCCUGAGAGCCAUUGGCAAAGUGGCGUCUUUUCCUCCUCUGAAGGUGUUUGUCUAUUCUAACUUUUAGUGCACAAAUAGGCGCACAGCCGCUCCUUUCCCCCCUCGGCUUGUUUGAUGUCUGUUGGCCAAAUAAUGUGCAACUACCAGUGAGGUGAUAGCUUGCAACCAGAAUGCACAUUAUCGACAGCUUGCACCUUUUUUUCUUUGCUCCUCUUCUAAAUGCAAUAGGAAAGAGCAGAGUAAAGAGAAUUCCUGGGUGUUGAAUUGCCUGUGGCCUUGCGGGGUGUUGGCCAAGCUCUCCGUUUAUUUAAUAAAUAAAACACGCAGCGUAAUGUGUGGGAACUCAAGGUUGCAGCUUUGUGGACGUGAUCUGCAAUGUGCCGUUUGGCUCAGGGAAUUGUGGACGUUAAAACGCACACAGCUGCCACAUUUUGUGAAAGUCUACAUUGAGUUUAGGUUAUUAAAACAAUUCUGUAAUACUCAGACAUUCUCAGUGUAUUGUAAAUGUUGUGUUACAUCAAUCCAUUUGCAGAUAAAUGCAUUUUUGUGCCAGUUAAAGCUCAGAAUUUCAACUCAGUUCACACUUGUAUUUAUCAGUUAAUUUAUUUUAAUGUUAAUGCAUCAAGCGGGCAUUUUUCUAUCAGUUUAAUGAUUUUAUUUAUUUGUUAUAUUUUAUAAUCUCAGUCUAUACUACAUGUAUUUAGAUGUGCUUUUGUCUCCUGGUGUUCGACACUGCUCGCACCAUUUAAUUUUAAAAGGAGGAAACCACAAGCGCCACAAUAUAUUUUUAGCUCUAUUUAAGUGUAACGUUAUACCGACGCACUGGCUGCAAGCAGGCAUUAGAGAUAAUUUGUCGACGGCGGUGAUGAUGGCAGCAUAUUGGUCCGUAUAAGUGAUAACGGCGGUCUAAAUAAUAAACGGGUUAAACGCUCGUUAAAGAAGGGAGAAAUCCGGGACCCGCCAUUAAUGCAAUGUGGAAAAUAUUUAUUAAUAAUAGGCAGUUGUGCUUAAAUUCAGUGAGUUAAUAACACAUAUUCACCACAUAUAUUUGGUUUUAUUUGCUCGUUUUAAUUCAUGCUAUUUCAUAUUUGCAUUUUCUAUUUUUGUGACUCUGUUGUAACCAAUCUAUUACUUUAUAUUUUCUAACAUGCAGCCAUGGGCGAGCUUUAUUAUAUUAUUUAUUAUCUACGUGAGUGCCUUUUCAUCGCACAUGUCGCCAGACUAAUAAUAGUUGAAUAACUGAAACUAGCAAGACAAACUUUGAAUUAUAAUAGCGCUGCUUCUGUUUUCUUUUUGUUAAUCUGUUAAUUUUCAAAAUAAAAUAUUCCCCAUUUUAAAGAAAUACAAUCUCAUGUUUCCUUUUUAUAUAUAAGAGGUGUAUAUAGUCCUGUAUUAUCUUCGUUAAAACUGUAUGCAUGCUCCAAUGUGAAUUAUUAGAUGUAAGAAAUAGUCCCAACAUAUAGUGACGUGAAAUAUCCACGUCUAAAUCACUAAAUGUGGUUAUUGUUAAAAAUAACAAGCAUUGUGCUUAUAUGCGUAAUGUUUCCAAUUCAGCUUUCUUGUAUAGCUGAGUGUUAAACUCAAAAUAACUAUUUAGCUUAAUAUUAGAAUUGACCUGCUUACUUCUGGUGUGUUUGUCAGUUUUUGUCUGUUAAAUAUGUUUUAUGUUUCUUUAAAAAAGGGAAAAUAUACGAACACUGGAGGAUGUCUAAUACAGCCGAAAGGGAACAAAAUAAAAAAGAGUGUAAUCUGUAUAGGCUUGUAGUAAAUUGAUACGUUGAUCCAGCUUUGAGCUGCUACGUUUCUUUAAUAUAGUGCUGGUUAAAAUGUGUUUUGGUGAACAGCAAUGGUAGGGUGCUUACGUGUCCUAUAAAGUACCUCGUAAAAUAAGGCCUCCAAAAACAUACUGUAUCGUUUUGGAUAACCGAGAAGGGGUUUUUAACAGCAGCAGCAGUAGGUUGAGUUACUGUAAAAGAUGUUUUCCAUUCAGACAUUCAUAUUUUCCGUCUCGCAGAUAACAGAUCUAAGUCAUAUCUUGAUCAUUCUUAGCUUUAAAACUAGAGGUUGUUAUAGAGGAGCGGGUGAGUAUUUAAUGACCAAAGGGAUUGAUUUAUCCUUUAUUGUUCAGCCUUUAUGAUCACGUGUGUCUGCUACCCAAUGGCAUGGCAGCCUGUCUCCCCAUUACUAGCCCACUGUAGUUCUCAGUGGGGCCAAGUUGCUACUUGAUUUCUCCACAUUGUUAUUUUGUGAGGCUGGGUUUACUGCGUGUGUAUGUGUGUGUUUGGUGUGUGUGUGCGCCGUUUUUACUUUUGCAUGUAUCUGUUGUACGACUGCGUACAUGUGAACGUAUAAUUUUUCUGCCAUGUCGACAUCCGGAACACUGACUAGUUACUACGUCGAUUCCCUCAUUCUGCCCGAGAGCGAGGAGCUCUCUGUGCCGAGAUACCCCUCCGGUCCCGGGCUCCAGCACUCCAGGCAGCCCGCCUCCAUCAGCGACCACAGCGAGCUUGGAACCUGCACCUUCCCGUCCAAACCUCCGGUAUUCGGGCCGUCAUGGAGCCACGUCCCUGCUCAGUUCCCGGGCACCGUCUCGUCUGUAUAUCAUCACCACUAUGGGCAUCCCCAAGGCCCGGUCGGUGCAGAUACAGAUGGUCGCUAUCAGUCGUGGCUGCUGGAGCCCAUGUCUGGUUCCCUGCCCAUGGCCGGAUUACCGACGACCCAUCACUACGGAAUCAAACCGGAGGGUCUGGGGACGCGAGCUGACGGCGCGCUGCCCGGCUCUCACACGGCGCUGCUGCUCUCCGAUUACGCCAACGGGACUGUGGGGACGGCAUCACCGGUGGAGAAGGACGCACUGUCCGGCCAGGCAGGGGACAUAAGCGGUGAAGGUGAAGAGAAACCGGGCCUCGAUCCAAAUAACCCAGUGUCCAACUGGCUCCACGCGAGUGCCACGAGAAAAAAGCGCUGUCCGUACACCAAGCACCAGAUCCUGGAGCUGGAGAAAGAGUUCCUCUUUAACACCUACCUGACCAGGGACCGUAGGUACGAGGUGGCGAGGCUGCUAAACCUCACGGAGAGACAGGUUAAAAUCUGGUUCCAGAACCGGAGGAUGAAGAUGAAGAAGUUUAAUAAAGACGGCGCACAGAAAGAGAGUGACUGAACCGUAGAUCCACAUUAUUUAGGCUGUUAGCGAGCUUUGUGUGUGGAAGCUCUUAACUCUGCUGGACCUUGUUUUUAAACUUCAUUGUCUUAUUGUUCUAUAUAACAGAAGCUAUUAGGCUUAUUUGUCUUGUAAAAAAAAGCAUGUUGGGCUUCAGUUUGAUGCGACUACCUUUAUAUUGCACAAUUUUAACGGUGCCCACUCGUUUUGUAUUUGUUCUUUUUUUUUCUUAUGUUGAUUUGAAUUAAUACCUCGUUAAAAGUGUAUUAGUUGGCCUGGUCCCUGUGCUUGUUUGUGUAUGGAUGUUUCUAGCUGUGUGUGUGUCCUGGUUUUGUAGCUAUAUUUGUUGUCUAUCUCAGAGUCACCUGAGCGUAUAGUUUGUAAAAUGUAUUAAUUUUUAUUGUUGUUUCUCCCUUCCUGCUUAGAACUAUGACUGAUGACCAUGAGUUUGAAUCUAACAUUGGAGCUAUAGAACACAGGCUGGUCGCAUUUUGAAGUAGGUGCAUAAACCUCAGAAACCUCCUUGAAAAUGCUCAAACAGUAGGUCCUAAAUUAUAUUAUAGAAGCUAUAUUACAUGACACGAUUGACUACCUAUGUCUUUCAACUACCUACAAUAACCUUUUGUCUCCGAUGGCGGAUUACAGUAGAUUUGCUUGCAUUAGAUGCUAUGAAUUUCAGGGAGUAACAUUACAUAUUGUUUGUUAGUGAGAGAAAAUUAAAUAAAAAAAACACUGUAGGCUACUUAUUGAAUACCUCACGGUCUGCUGACCGUCUGACUUUUGGUUCACAAAUGUAAUUUGUACUUUAUUUAUUAAAUAAAACAAAUUAUAUCUGCGAAUGCAUGCACGUCAUACUCUUAUUUCAUUCUGGCCUCACAUCGAAAUUAAUUAUGUUUUGUAUGUCUCAUUUCACGAAUUUUU